GUGACCAUCAACUCCAAGCUGAUCACCACAGUAGAUGUAGUAGAGCUGUCCCAGUACCUCCACAUUGCACAUACACAGAUAACACUUCUCAAUCUUCAGUCAUUUGACACAGAGCAGCAGUUCUGUAGACAAAUCAAACAAAGUUUUGAGAGAGACUUGUCUGCUGAGUCUCUGUUGAUUGUACAGUGUGACAGUGGAAAUGAGAAUGCCAGCCUUGUGGCCUGUGCCCAGUAUUCUGUGUUAGAUCAACUACAACAGCUGGAAGAUGAGAAGACAGGGAAGACACACAUUGUCUUCAUCAUCCAUCUCCCCAGGGUGGCAGGGGGAGGAUUCACAGGAUUUCAGUGUGGUCUGUGGCACUCUGUCCACAUCGACGACCUUCGACCAGAUGAUGAUAAAAUGCCCAGUUUUCUGGAACUGAGAAAUAAGAGUGUGGGGACUCUACUAGAAAGUGCUGCUGGCCCCUCUAAAUCCAGAGACACAAAAGAAAUGGACUGGGAGGGGAGGUCAGACCAUGAUAAACAGGAAACUGAGGACAUAGAAAUGGAGUAUCAGGAUGUUUAUCUACAUGACUUUGGCAGCAUGAUGGAGCGAACCGAACAAGUCCAUGUGGAGAAGAAGGUGGAUUUUCCGUUUUUCAUAAAACUUACAGCACUUCCAGCCCUAGCUAUGGUGAAAGAUCCUGCUGAGGACUCAGCCAGAACAACAGAGAGAGUGAAGAUUCUGUUAGCGCUUCUUCAUCAAGAAACAAAAGAGAAAGUGACAUUCAUGAAAGGAGUAGGACGCCACCUAGCGGCCCUGAUGAAGGAGAAAGAGGAGAACAUCGGACAGUCUGCUGAGAGUUGGUUGUAUUCAGAGGCCACCAACAUGGACUGUAUCAACAGAGUGGGGGCAUUCAGAAAAGCUCGAAACGAGUGUAUCAUUGAGAAAUUGUCCCCCAUGUUGGCUGGCAUCAUUGCGCAAGUGGACACCAACAGUAACCUUGACCUUUUGAUUAAGACUGACCCAGAUACCUGGCAGCACAAACUUUGGCUUGAGAUCAUCAAUGAACCCUCAGCCACACAUAUAGAGUAUUCCGUCAUUAUGUCCCCCAAAAGACAACAGGAACUUCCAGAGAUGAUAGUGAGGGGGACGGGGUGUGAUGGACAGAAAUUUUCAGCUCAAGUGCCUUUCUCCUGGCUAAUAUACAAAAUGAUUUAUAGAACAAUUUGGAUGGCACAAGAUGUUGAAAAACAUGAAACAAUUCAAGACUUGGUCAAAAGGGUAACAGAUGUGAUUGAAAAUACACCUAUUGGAAAAGUACUUCAAAAGUGUCUAUGUAAAGUCGGGGUGCUUGAAUUUGUCAAGCCAUAUCUCAGUGAUUUUGUUUAUAUGGUUUAUCAUGUGACCAGUGUUGAGGAACAUGGGCUGGUGUGUGAAAAUUUACUGAAUGGAAUGAAUAUGGACUUCAAAGAAGGACUGCAGAGUGUUGUAAUGAACUUUGUAGCAAUCCAUGCUGUAUACAAUAGAUAUGUGCCAAGACUUAGGAAUUUUGCCAGUAUUACUCAAGUGUGGCCUGAGUGUAGUGCCAAAAUCAUUGAGUUCCAGCAGAAAAGUCCUCAAUUCUACCUUGUCACGACUGAAGAACUGACCCUGGAUAUACUUGGCCUCUACCUGUUGUUACAAUCCUUGGAGCCUGGUAAGGACUCACUUAAUGACAACAGGGGCAGACAAUACUGGCAGAGACAGGUGCUCAGGUACCGACCUGUGGUGGAGAGGAUUCUGGGACAGUUUGUAGAGGAUGAGGAUCCGUCAGGAGUGGAGCAGUUUGGGAGAAGGUGUAGGGAGGGUAGUAAAGAGGCCAGAUGCCAGUGGACUAAGGUUGUAGUUAUGAAGCUGUUUCUUCAGCAUGUCUGUGCAGAGGACACAGCAAUACCAGUGGAGCGAUGCAAGACGUUAUGGGUGAUGCUCAAAGAUAAUGUGAACUUCAAGAACAUUGAAGCUUUGGAGAAGAUGGAGAAAUUCCUGAAAAUGUGUAUGAAAAAAGCAGUCACCACAGCGUUUGGAAGGUUGGGUAGUUGUAAAGCCUGUACUUGUGAGAUCACAGAGAGACCUAUACAACUCCCCUGUAAGGAUGUCAUCUGUAUCAAGUGUUACAACGACACGAAGAUUCUGAGAUCUACUGAAUGUCCUGUCUGCCAUGAUGCGAUUCCUAAUCACUUCAAUCCCCAUCAAGUCUACACCAAAAACCUGAAGAUGUACCAACUGAGGGUCUUCCAAAGACACUGUAACAGUUUCUUUAUGGACCUGGUGUCCCAGCUGUGUUUUACCGAUGAGGAGCCACCGUCCAGUCAGGUGAUUCAGAAGCUAAUGUCGUACAUGUUCAUCACCACCAGAGCUAGACGGGGCCAGGGAGGAAGAAUGGCCACCAAGGAGUUGUCAGUGUUUGAGGAAGGCAUUGAUCCUACACCAGUCCUACGAUCCUUCCUCCUACAGUAUCUUAUCAGGACCAGCUCUGGAGAAGAAUGUGGGUGUCUACAGAUUUACUUGGAGCAAGUGGAGGAGCUGAUGUCCCUCAACGAAAAUAAAGACAAAAUGAUAGAACUCUCACUGUUGGUUAUUAAUUGCCUAGAGGACUCCCUGCACCAAGAGGUUACCAAAAGUGUUGACCCAGAAAAAUCUAAAAUCAAGAUGGCGACUCAGAUGCUUCAGCACAAUGUCCAUCUGGUGAUGAAGGAGGGGUUGGAUGUACAGAAGCUGUACUGUAUGGCUGAGACCAGGUUUGGACUGAUUGUUGUGGCCGAGAUCCUCCACAAGUUACUGGUGGAGAAGUCUAUAAAGAUGGGACAGAGUGUCAGAAGACUUCUAGAAGCUGCUGGUAGGCUGUGUGACGAAUGCGGCUCAAAGCAGCCAAAGCUGUUCCUGAUCAAACACCUCUGCCGAUGCUUUGGGUUGGAGACCUAUCAGAAAGUCUGCAAGACGAGUGAUGCUGCCACAGUCCGCUGGUUGAGUGUACCAGAACUCCAGAAAAAUGAGAUUGCAGAGUGCAGUGACAGGUUUAUUGUAUGUGGAGAACAGUACAAAACUCUGAGAGAGAAGUUAACCCAAGCAACCUUGGGACAGAAUAUGGAUCUACUCAACACUGCUUUAGAGAGUGUCAGGGUACCUGAUUUCCAGAAAAGAACACUAGCUCUCUUAGCUAUAUUUAGGGAAAUAACCAUGUCGUAUUUAUACCCAGAAAACAAGAGGAGAGUUACUGCUGCUGCUGUUGAACUAUUACAUCAGUUUAGGGCACAACAUCCUUUGUUUGUAAAUCAGAACAAUCUUCCUAUGGCCCUGUGUAGGAAUGCCCUGUGGAGGAGGAACCCUCAGCUGACUGUACAGGAGGGGAUGGACCUGGGACAUCAGAGUAAGGUGUGUCUGUUGAACCACUUCUUUAUCACACUGUUACAGAUCCCAGAGAAGAGGACACUCAUAGAACCCCUCAACAAACUGGUGCAACAGCCACAGGACAUGCAGGGUGCUUUCCUUCCCACAAUGCCACAAGAUAAUGUUGCAGAGAUGAGAGAGGCUUUAUUGGCUGCCAGAGGAGUGAACGAUGCAAAUCCAGUAUUCUAUCGUUGCCCAAAUGGUCAUCCCUAUGUGAUUGGUAAUUGUGGCAGACCAGCCAUUGUUGGCAGGUGUAAAGACUGUGGUCAAGAAAUUGGAGGUCAAGGUCACCAAUUAAUAGCUGGCAACAUCCUUGACCAAGGGUUAGAUCAGACAGCCACAGGUCACAUUCUGGGUCGAGCAGACGGGAGACAACCUGUAGCCAGCCCUGAGAGGAGUCUGUCACCCAUUGAGUGUGCUAUAGUCAGACUCUUCGCCCACAUGGCAAUGUACUUAGGAGCCAGUAUUAACCUUCAGGCUAUACAAAGCAUAAUAAAACCUGACCUAGAUCCCGCCACAGUCCUGCCAUUCCUGUGGGCUCACAUAGAGAAAGAUUUCCUGACCAUCCAGAAAGCCAUAGGGAAAAGUGUGGACGAUGUCUAUAUCCUGAUACAUAGAAUCUGUAAUGACAUCAUGGAGAAACACAGAGGUACUCCAGUAAAUCAGGAAAUAUGCUUCUUGGCAAAUAAAAGUAGUAGAAAGAAAUGGGAAGAGGACUUUACCCAAACUUAUCUAUCCCCAGUUCUUCAAGAAAUGAACAGCUUUUUGAAAUCUUUGAAUAAACAACUUGCUAAUGAUCAGAGACUUGGUUCUGACCCUUUGCUGUGCCUGAUAGACAUUCCCUCUGAGCAUUCCUCACCGAGCACUCUUCACAACGUUCCAGCCGUGUGGCGCUACCGCUCUCAGAUAACCAUGGACCACCUACUGCACACCUUACAAGUACAGGGCAGGGCUCAUCAAGUACUCACCAUGUUCUUACAAGAGGAGCAUCAUCUAAGAGCUAUCCGCCUGGUACCAAACAUCCUAAAGCUUCAGAGGAUGUUGAUACAGCGAUAUCAAAGAAAGCUGGACAGAAUUGAGGCUUCUAGAAUUUCGAUUGAAGAUAUGAUAGAGUCAUAUGAAAAUGAGGGCAGAGCAGAAGAGAUCAAGAGAUUAGUAAGGGACUUCAUAGAGGCAUGGCAGUGUGUACGGGAACAAAUUCUGACAUUUGCUUUUCCCACCCUGGAAGGAUUGGCAAGGGUACCCAAGGAGUAUUGUCAUAAGUCAAUAAAUGAGAGUCACCCCAUUUCUGUAUUGUUACCCACCUUCAGGGAUGCCGGACUCUGCUCCUAUGGCCUCCUGUACUUUUUACUGAAGAAACAAAAUAACUUUCUACAGGAGUACUGCAAGAAGAAAAAAAUGCAGUACACACAGCUGCCGAAGGUGCCGGUGAAUGACGUGACCUCCCCCCACCUGAUCAGCUACCACCCUGAACGGGACAUCCUCCCCAUGGUCCUGGCCAACUGUCACUACACAUUCCAGGUGGGCAAGGGAACCAAGAUAGAUUACAACUUUGUGGACCUGGAGCGCCAGCUGAUGGACCGAUUCCUGUUUUCCAAGUCGGUCAUAGACAUGCCUGUUUAUGAGUUUGAGAUGAUGACAUACAGAUCAGAGACAACUAAUGCUGUGGUGUUUAGACAUCUUAGACAGAAAAUCAAACAGGAACCUUUGACCCCAGCAGUAGCCAAUCAGAUCAGUGAGGAAAUCAGAGCUUACCCUGACCUCUGUCAGACACUUGAUAAACUUGACAUUACCAUCAGCUUCCUGAAAUCUGUAGGGGGUGAUGCUAACAUGUCCUUGGAGAAAUUCAUGACCCAGACUCUUAAAAUGGAAAAUCCAUUCCCCAGUCAAAAGGCAAGGUCCUCCUGUAUGUGUAAGCAUACUCAAUCUCUCUGGAUCACUUUAGCAAUGGAGAAAACCAAAAGACAAGCUUCACACAAAGAGGAUGCCUUUGAGGGUGUGUCGGGUGAGUUGAGGGUGGACCUCCUCCCUGACCAGCGUGACAUCAUCACCACGUUCUGUGAGGAACUCUCUGUAGAGAGACUAGAACUCCUGCUGGAGACCCUGUUUGAGUGUAUCAUGUUGACCAUCACGGUCCCAAAAGGAACCGAUGAUGACGAUUUAGACAUGACCAAGCUCAGCCUAAGAGACACAAUGAUUGGAUAUUUGUCAGCUCCUCAAUAUGACCUUGACCUGACCUACCCAAGAUGGAUGACUGACCUUGUGGGGAGAAUCCUCAAUGAGGGAGAAAACUUCACCAAAAUCAUGAACAAUCAAGCGGUGGAUGUGUGGCUGUUUUUAUAUGCCAUCUACUCUCAGAAACGAAUUGAAAGGAGAUAAAAUAAAAUAUGUGUAUAGUGCUGAAAGACAAUUUGGAAGUAGAAAAAGCUAUACCCGCAAAAAUGAAGCAAAAGGAGAUAAAAAUGCCUAUGACAGAAUGCUUAAAACAAAGUGAAAAUACUGUAGAGGAAAAACAAUUUUUUUGUUUUGUUUACACCUUGUGUCUUAAAUAAUGGUAAUGUAUUCGUGCAGAAAGGAAGAUUAGUACAUGUUUUCUUGAGUUUAAGACAUUGUUUUUAAGAUACCAUGCAUGUACAAUUAGAGUUCUGCUAAUAUGCAUAUAUUGAUUCAUUACAUGAACAACCAUAUAAAAGGAAAGCUUUGUGAUGAUGUCAAUGAUUGAGGUUCUUUGUGAUAAAAAUACACAUGUGCCAAUGAAUAUUUGUACAUAUAGCUGCAUUAGAAUCAUCAAUGAUACUUUGACAAGUUUUCCAUGACAAUUUUUGUACAUUUAUUGUAUGUAAGUUUGGUACAAUAUUGCAAACAUUUUGAACACAAUUAAGUUCUAAAAAGUCUACAGGAAAACUUUCAUAUAAUAAAUAGUUUCACUGUUGGUUUUAUACAUACAUUCAUAACAUGAAUUCAUAACAAACUUGUAGG
Saccostrea cuccullata (small rock oyster) is the source of this 6387-nucleotide messenger RNA. RefSeq names its product E3 ubiquitin-protein ligase rnf213-alpha-like. The transcript has 36 exons. The annotation marks the transcript as partial. The record is from RefSeq and is a predicted model, not a curated record. Lineage: Eukaryota; Metazoa; Mollusca; Bivalvia; Ostreida; Ostreidae. Gene Ontology annotation, molecular function: ubiquitin-protein transferase activity; ATP hydrolysis activity.